CAGUCUGUCUCGCAAACAUCCGCUGUGAGCUGCAGGAUUAUGAAAGCAUGAUUAGUGACUUUAUUUAACUGCGCCAGUGGAGACACGCAGCCAGAUGGCUCAGUGUAGAUGGCUUAUUUAGGACCUCGGCUGGGACCAUCACGCAUCUUUACCCCCACUGUGUCCGCGGUCAGACUGCUCGGGAUGGCCGACAUGGGUCUGUCGAUGAGUCGGUCCUCGCUGGAGCGGCUCGACUUUGACAACCUGGCUCUCAGGAAACUCCCCCUGGACUCAUCGGAGGAGCCAGGGGUGCGGCAGGUGAAAGGAGCGUGUUUCUCCCGGGUGAAGCCGCAGCCGCUGACCAAGCCCCGGUUCGUGGCGGUGUCACAUGAAGCCCUCGCGCUGCUGGGGCUCGACGGGGUGGAGGUCAUGAAUGACCCGCUCGGGCCGGAGUAUCUGAGCGGGUCCAAAGUCAUGCCCGGAUCCGAGCCCGCUGCUCAUUGCUACUGCGGCCACCAGUUCGGCCAGUUCGCGGGCCAGCUGGGCGACGGGGCGGCCUGCUACCUCGGCGAGGUGAAGGUGCCGCCCGGACAAGAGCCCGAACUGCUGCGGGAGAACCCGAGCGGCCGCUGGGAGAUCCAGGUGAAAGGAGCAGGACUGACCCCUUAUUCCAGACAAGCUGAUGGCCGUAAAGUCCUGCGCUCCAGCAUCAGAGAGUUCCUGUGCAGCGAGGUGAUGUUCUUCCUGGGUAUUCCCACCACCAGAGCCGGCUCUGUAGUGACCUCUGACAGCAGGGUCGUACGAGAUGUGUACUACAGCGGGAAUCCUCGCCAUGAGAGAUGCUCUGUGGUCCUUCGCAUUGCUCCCACCUUCCUCAGGUUUGGAUCCUUUGAGAUCUUUAAGCGGGCUGACGAGUACACGGGUCGUCAGGGUCCCAGCUAUGGACGAGACGAGAUCCGAGGACAGAUGAUGGAUUAUGUCAUUGAGGUGUUUUACCCUGAGAUCCAGCAGAAUCACCCAGACAGGGUGGAGAGGAACGUGGCUUUCUUCAGAGAGGUGAUGCGACGCACAGCUCGACUCGUGGCUCAGUGGCAGUGUGUAGGUUUCUGCCAUGGAGUCCUAAACACAGACAACAUGAGCAUCCUGGGACUCACGCUGGACUAUGGUCCAUAUGGAUUUAUGGACAGGUUUGAUCCAGAUUUUAUUUGCAACGCUUCUGACAACUCCGGACGAUACUCCUACCAGGCCCAGCCAGCUAUCUGCAGGUGGAAUCUGGUGAAGCUAGCGGAGGCUCUCGCUCCAGAGCUGCCACCAGAUCGGGCCGAGGCCGUUAUGGACGAGUACCUGGAUCUGUAUAACGGCUUCUACCUUGAGAACAUGAGGAAGAAGCUGGGCUUACUGAAGAAAAACGAGCCUGAGGACGAGAUCCUGAUCACGGAGCUGCUGCAGACCAUGCACAACACAGGUGCUGACUUCACCAACACCUUCCGUAGCUUGAGCCAGAUUUGCUGUCCCACUGGGGGAGAAAGUGAGGGAGAUGAGGAGCUUGUCAAGAAAGCCACAGACUUCCUGCUGGAGCAGUGCGCCUCCUUAGAGGAGCUCAAGGCUGCCAGCAAACCCACUAUGGACCCUCGUGAGCUGGCGAUGCUGCUCUCUAUGGCCCAGAGCAACCCAGCGCUGUUCCAGAUGAUCUCAGACAGGGCGACAAUUGCGAGGCAGUUGGACAGGCUCAGCAGACUGAAAGACCUGAUGGAGACCAGUCAGGAAGAGCUGAAAACCAAACAGGCGGAGGAGUGGAGCCGCUGGAUCACACGCUAUAGGAAGCGUCUGGCUCGGGAGCUGGAAGGCCAGAGUGAUGUGCAGGCCGUGCAGGAGGAGAGGGUGAGGGUGAUGGACAGCACUAACCCUCGUGUGGUGCUCAGGAACUACAUCGCCCAGAAUGCAAUUGAGGCUGCUGAGAACGGUGACUUCUCUGAGGUCCAGCGGGUCCUCAAGGUGUUGGAGAAGCCUUUCUCUACGCAGCCAGGUCUGGAGCUUCCUGCGUGGGUGGGCGGAGGCGAGGCCGCAGAACGGGGGGAGAGGGAUGAAGGAGAGGAGCAACAGCAAGCGGCGGCAUCAACAUCUACAGCCAGAAAUCCUGUUCCCUAUGACAGCAAGCCCCCAGCUUGGGCCCAUGAAAUCUGUGUCACAUGAUCUUCGUAAAAACUUCCCUGAUUGUUCGCUGUCCUGCCUAAAAUUAUGAGAGCAUAUUGGUCUCUUAGUUCGUAUUUUUUUACCUUUUAUGUCUCUUCCAAUCAGUGCACAACUCUCUAUUAUUUUGGCAGGCAGCGUUCAGGGAAGUUAGUAUGAGGCACGACACCCCAUACGCUACAUAGCUGAACCAAAGCAGACACGGAGUGAGUUGAAUUUUGUGGGACAGAUGCAUAUAGAUGAAAAGCUUUUUAUUGUGUCUUAAAAAAUGUUUUUUUCGUUUACACUCUGCUUAAAACAGGAUGUUGCAGUCUGCCUAAACAUCAGAAGUAACUUAAUAUGAAGAAUUUGAUAGAUAAGGAGUUUUUAAGGUGAAUUUACAUAGAUACACUUAAAUGCGAGAUGAAUUAAGUGUGGAGAAAAAAAAAAGAAAAAUUCAGUUUUUCAAAGAUAUCACACAAAAGAUGACUAUAAAAAACAACCAAAGACAUUUUGGGGAAGACACAUUUUCUUUUGAUUUAAGGAAGGAGACCCUCAGCUUAUUCCCUGCCUGCUUGGCGUUUGGUUAUAGUAAUUAAUGACGACUCAGACAACAAGUCCUACAGUGACCUGUCUGACUCUGACAAACUGUGGGGUGUCACCUCAGUAUAUACCAAAAAUAAGAUGUGUGUGUGUGUGUGUGUGUGCGUUUGUGUGUGUGUGAGAGAGAAAGAGAGAUAAAGCGAUGAUGUUUUGGGGCAUGUAUUAGGGUGAAAGGGAGAGAUUGCACUUGAUCCAAUGAGCCGCAGUAGAUAAACACGCACAAAAUGUUCUCCUACAGUAGAAAACAUUGCCUUUUGCAGCUGUCAUAGUACCACUUCGUAGGCCACUAACAUCAUUUGCAACCACUUUUGUUACCUAACACGUUCAGCAAGCUUUGGAGUUGAUUUACGGGAUACUGCAUGUCAUUCAUGACUGUUUUAGUAAACUUGUGACCAUGCAAACUUCUCAGAGGAAGUUGUGGAUUCAGUUUUGCCACGAGUGUGACACUAUCAAAUGUGGUUUUAUAGAACGGAUGGGGGGAGGGGGGCAUUUCCACCAUUCAUGAGUUUGUUUUAACUAUAUGUUAACUAAUGCCUCAACAGUGAUCAUCACUUGUUAUAUUUGAAUCUGUUGCUUUGGCAAAUUAAUUCAGAUUUGCUGUCAGAACAAGGCUUUCACUGAAAAAAUGACAAAAGUGGACAUUAAAUGAGCAGUCUGUUUUUACCCUCCCCCCCAAUGAAAUAUGUGGUUGAGCUCCUCCUCAGCUAUAGCCUUAAUAUAGCCAAAUAAACUGAGUAUUUAAUA
Plectropomus leopardus (leopard coralgrouper) is the source of this 3495-nucleotide messenger RNA. It is a transcript of the gene selenoo1, whose product is annotated as selenoprotein O1. The record is from RefSeq and is a predicted model, not a curated record. NCBI's taxonomy places the organism in Eukaryota, Metazoa, Chordata, Actinopteri, Perciformes, Serranidae.